AUUGAACAAGUCCUUUCUUUUGCUCCUCCUGCUUACUUUCUUUGGUUUCCUCUCUCUCUCUCUCUCUCUCUUUCUCUCUCUCUGUGACUAGUUUGUUUGUGUGGGUUGGGGAGGGAUUUUCUGGGAAAAUCGGUGGGUAGAAUCUUCUGCGCCGCCAAACACUCCCUUCCCUCCCCCUCAACGCUUCAACUAAACUCAACUCAAAUGUCAUGGGAAGAACCUCCUCACUCUGCAACCUCUUCUCUUGCUUCGCACCACCCACCACCAACGACCACCACCAACAACCACCCGAGCUCGCAUUCCAAGAAACCGAACCACUAGACGAAACCCUAGGUCACUCAUUCUGCUACGUCAGAUCCUCAAAUCGCUUCGUCUCUUCUCCCACUCACUCACCCUCUCAUUCCGAUCGCUUCCUCUCUUCCCCUUCCGCCUCCCUCCGCUUCUCCCCAACCCACACCGAACCCGUAUUCAAGUCCAUUUCCGGUGCCUCCGUUAGCGCCAACAGCUCCGCUCCCAAAACCGUUCUCCAAUUUGACGCUGAUGCCGCAGCUGGUUUCCCUCCCAGGGGCAGUAUCGUAAAUGGAUUCGAAGCCACGUCGUCGUUUAGCGCACUCCCGCUUCAGCCAGCUCCCAGAGGCAAUGGUGAGCCUUCUGGAAGGGCUUUCUUCCUCUCCGGUCCAAUCGAGAGCGGAGCUAUGUCCGGUCCACUUGACGCCGGCGCCGCCGCGGAAGGGGGAGGACCCGCCUCCGGCGCCGGUGUUCCUUUUUCGGCGCCGCUGGGCGGGUUGUACGCCAAGAAGAAGCGGAAGAAGGGGAUCCCCGGGCUUAGGAAGGCGUUCCACCGGAGAAGCCUCUCGGAGAUGAAGCGGCCUUGGGUGGUGCCCGUGCUGAACUUCGUCGGGAGGAAGGAAGAUCCGCCGGAGACUGAAGGAGGGAGCGGGGCUGCAGCGGCGGAGGUGGGGAAGGGCGAGAGCAAUGUGCAGUGGGCGCUGGGGAAGGCAGGGGAGGAUCGCGUGCACGUGGUGGUGUCGGAGGAGCAGGGUUGGUUGUUCGUGGGGAUCUACGACGGCUUCAACGGCCCCGACGCGCCGGAGUUCUUAAUGGGUCACCUCUACCGUGCUGUUCACAGUGAGCUUCAGGGGUUGUUUUGGGAAGUCGAAGAAGAAGAAAAAGCAGUGGAAACUAACCCCUCGAGUGAACCUGCAUCUGCACCUGCAGCUGAAUCGUCAAUGGCUGCUGAAGAAGAUUUCAAGGACGAUGGAGGGUCAGCAAAGAGAGUGACAUUUCAGGUGGAGGGAACGGAGAGCAGGCGGCGCAGGCUGUGGGAGCUUCUUGCGGAGGAUGCUGCUGAAGAUGGGCUUGAUCUUUCGGGUUCGGACAGGUUUGCAUUUUCUGUUGAUGAUGCACUCAGCGUGAGCAAGGAGGGCUCAUCAGGUAGUAGAAGGUGGAUGGUGUUGUCAAAAUUGAAGCAUGGAUUGUCAAAGCACAAGGAGGGCCGUGGGGGGAAGUUGUUACCUUGGAACUUGGCUACGGAAGAUAAGGAGAAGGUUGAGGUGGAAACCCGGGCAGAAGAGAAAUCUCAUGGUGGGGAUGGCACUGGCAAUGGCAAUGGUGGUGGUAGAAGACGGAAAGUGGGUCCAGUGGAUCAUGAUCUGGUUUUGAGGGCAUUGUCUCGGGCACUUGAGAUGACAGAACUUGCAUAUUUGGAUAUGACGGAUAAGGUUAUCGAUACAAAUCCGGAGCUUGCUCUAAUGGGGUCUUGCCUUCUAGUUGCUUUGAUGAGGGGCGAGGAUGUGUAUGUGAUGAACGUGGGUGAUAGCAGGGCCAUUGUUGCUCAGUAUGAGCCCAUAGAAGUUGGUUGUAGCAAAGAAUCCGGAAGUCAUGGGGAUGUUGGGUCAGGUGCAGAGAGCAUUACAGAGGAGUCUUCAUUAGGCCAAGGUGAACGUGCCAUCAGGUCGGGGAAGGAGGGUCCUGCUCAGGAAAUGAGGUUGGUGGCAUUGCAAUUGUCCACUGACCACAGCACGAGUGUUGAAGAGGAAAUCAUUAGGAUCAAGAAUGAACAUCCUGAUGAUAGCCACUGUAUUGUAAAUGAUAGAGUGAAAGGCCGUCUUAAGGUCACCAGAGCAUUCGGGGCAGGAUUUUUGAAACAGCCAAAAUUCAAUGAUGCAGUACUAGAAAUGUUUCGAAAUGAAUAUAUUGGAACUGCUCCAUAUGUAUCCUGCUGCCCUUCAUUACGUCAUCAUAGAUUAUGCCCUAGAGAUCAGUUCUUGAUCCUCUCAUCUGAUGGGUUAUAUCAAUAUCUAAGCAAUCAAGAAGUGGUUUCUCAAGUGGAGAGCUUCAUGGAAAAGUUUCCUGAUGGAGAUCCUGCCCAACAUUUGAUUGAGGAGCUGCUUGUCCGUGCAGCCAAAAAGGCUGGAAUGGAUUUUCAUGAGUUGCUGGAUAUCCCUCAAGGAGAUCGGAGGAAGUACCAUGAUGAUGUUACUGUUAUGGUGAUAUCACUCGAAGGAAGAAUCUGGAAGUCAUCAGGGAAGUACCCGUGAGGCCUUGCUCAAAUUGCUGUUGGCUGUACAUAUGUGAUUGGAGAGCAUAUCACCCAAGGGUGCGAAAGUGUCAGCAAUGAAGCUUCACAACUGAUCCACCUUUCGUGGGUCUUCGGUGUUCAUAUGGAUGUUACUCCAUAUAGAGUUACAGACUGAGGAAUUUCACUUAUCAAUGGCAAGAGGUUAGUCAGCACCCAAAAAGAAAGAAUGGUCAAGAAUUGGGAGAUGCAAAUGCAAAUUGGUAAAAGCUCAAGAACAGGCAUA
Messenger RNA from Arachis ipaensis, 2804 nucleotides. RefSeq names its product protein phosphatase 2C 29. Lineage: Eukaryota; Viridiplantae; Streptophyta; Magnoliopsida; Fabales; Fabaceae. Gene Ontology annotation, biological process: protein dephosphorylation. Gene Ontology annotation, molecular function: protein serine/threonine phosphatase activity. The record is from RefSeq and is a predicted model, not a curated record.